CUCAUAGCUCAUCAUAUACUCAUAGGGACUGCCCUCCAAGACACCAAAUCACCCCAAGCCACCUCGCACUCUUACAUAUCCACCAUGUCCGCCGACGACGACCGCCUGACGCCCCAGUACACCCCGGAGCAGAUUGACGAGUUCAACAAGCAGCUCGAGGGCAAGACGCCCCAGGAGGUGCUCGUUUGGGCCAUUGACCACAUCGACGGCCUCUUUCAAACUACUGCGUUUGGCCUGACCGGACUGGCGGCAGUGGACAUGAUUUCAAAGAUCGGAGUUGAGCGGGAGGUGACGCACCCUGUGCCCCUCAUCUUUCUCGACACUCUCUACCACUUCUCCGAGACCACUCAGCUUGCACAGAGUGUGGUGGACACCUACCUUGCCGAGCUACACACCUACAAGCCUCCCGGAGUCUCAACCGCGGAGGAGUUUGAGGCCAAGUAUGGCGACCGGCUAUGGGAGACCGAUGAGGCGAGCUACGACUACCUCGUCAAGGUCGAGCCUGCUGCACGUGCGUACAAGGAGCUCGGAGUGCGCGCGGUGAUCACUGGUCGGCGGAGGAGCCAGGGAGCCGAGCGCGCGGGCCUCAAGGUGCUUGAGGUCGAUGAGCGCGGCCUCCUCAAAGUUAACCCCUUGAUCUCGUGGUCGUUCAAGGAGGUCAAGGAUUACGUUGACAAAGAGGGUGUGCCGUACAACCCAUUGCUUGACCAGGGGUACCGCUCCAUUGGUGACGUGCACUCGACGCAGAAGCCAGACCCCAACGCUGGCGACGCCGCUGAGCGUUCGGGGCGGUGGCAGGGCAAGUCUAAGUCUGAGUGUGGACUGCACUCGAACUAUUGGGACAUGAAGAAGAAGUUUGAGGAGAAGGCGGCCGCCGCCGCUCCUGCAACGGCAUCCUAGAGUGUAUUUUUUGUAGAUUUGCUUGCAUGCUCAGUUUCUGUGUCUCCGGAGCUUGCGAUAGCGUACGCGUCGUCAAGCAUUACAUGAG
Cutaneotrichosporon oleaginosum is the source of this 988-nucleotide messenger RNA. RefSeq lists its product as uncharacterized. Gene Ontology annotation, molecular function: phosphoadenylyl-sulfate reductase (thioredoxin) activity. The record is from RefSeq and is a predicted model, not a curated record. Lineage: Eukaryota; Fungi; Basidiomycota; Tremellomycetes; Trichosporonales; Trichosporonaceae. Gene Ontology annotation, cellular component: cytoplasm.